Messenger RNA from Plasmopara halstedii, 3960 nucleotides. Its product is annotated as high density lipoprotein binding protein vigilin. The transcript has a single exon. NCBI's taxonomy places the organism in Eukaryota, Oomycota, Peronosporomycetes, Peronosporales, Peronosporaceae. Gene Ontology annotation, cellular component: nucleus; cytoplasm. The record is from RefSeq and is a predicted model, not a curated record. Gene Ontology annotation, molecular function: mRNA binding. Bases 1 to 3960 code for a protein of 1319 amino acids. Gene Ontology annotation, biological process: regulation of gene expression.
AUGUCCAUUCUUAGUGAUGCUGAGAUGCUCGAGCAGAUGCAGCAGCGUCUUCAAAGUGUAACUGCUGCCAAAAGUGCCAAUGCGGCAGCAGGGAAGCAACUGGAUGAGAAGCUGCGGGUAGCAUUAAAUAAUCCACCGCGUCGUCCAAAUAUGUCCGCUGAACGUCUAAAAGAAGAGAUGGAGCGUAAAGAAUGGCAUCGAAACACUACAUCGAUGGUCUCUAGUGAUGAGCGUGUGUUACUUCGCGAAAUUCAGCAAUUAAAAGAGAAAUUAUCGCAACAAGAAGCGUGCGAUGAAUUUCAAGCUAAGAUUGACAAAAUGCGUCAGGAACGUCAAGAACGUUUUGAGCAACAUAAACAAUUUGACACGACACUUCAGCAAUUACAGCAAGGUAUUCGCAAACUGACGCUUGCUGCACACCUGAAAACACCUGUCGUGGACUUUGUUACGAUUGAUGUCACGGUCCCGGCCGACAAAAUGGGCACAGUGAUUGGCAAACAGUAUAGUCACGUCCAUCAACUAGAAAAAGAGUGUUGUGUUAUUCUUGAAGUGGACAAUAAAGCCAACGUGAUAACAAUCACAAGUGCCCCAAAACAGGUACAAGCAGCGAAAGAAGUGAUUGAAGAUAUUACACUCGCCACAACGCAAUCUAUUGGACUCCAUCCCGAUGCUGUUAAAGUAUUAAUGUUUCAACAAGCGAAACAAUUGCACGAAUUGGAAAAAACACUCAAGCUUAAGCUUAAUAUUAGCAAGACAGACGGGAUUUUGACAGUUGAAGCCUCGCCUGACAAGACAGUACAGUUGAAAAAAGCCAUUGAUGCUCUAACAGCUGGCAAAGUUGACAUUUUAUUACCGUUGGAUAUCGUCCCAAAGCUAAUUGGUAGUAAGGGGGAGACAAUUAAUCAGCUCAUGGAAGAUACAGGAGCACAUGUUGACAUUGAUAAGGUGACGAACAAUGUACGUCUUGUUGGCACAAAAGAGAGUGUGGGGAGUGCCGAGACCUUUAUUCGUGAACUCAUUAGUGAGCAGUCUCAGCGUGAAAAGAACUAUACGCUGGAAGAUCGAGAAAUAUUCAAGAGUCCAGUGUAUACUAAGUACAAGUUAGCGUUCUUUGCCGAGUUUUUGAUGGCUGAUAAGGCUAAACAAUUGCGUUUGCUUCGUACCGAUGCGCUAGACGCUCGUAUCAAGGUGUUUAAAAAAGAAGGUCGUAUUCACGUUGUGGGUAAUAAGAAGCAAAUUGAUGCAAUGGAUGAUGCGUUACGCGAACGACUUAAGGAGUUUGAACAUCAUCACUGGAUGCAUGAAGUGGCUGAUAAUCACUUACUAAGUCUUAUCAUUGGCAAAAAAGGAAGCAAGAUUAAAGAAAUUGAAAAUGAAGGCAAAGAAAAUAACGUUCGUAUUGAUAUUGAAGACACAUUCGUGUGUGUUUUUGGUGACAAUGACGAAGCAAUCAGUACUGCGAAGGCAAAAAUAAUGGACAUUAUUGACACAAAUCAACGCUCCAUCUUUGUAACGUCACGCUACUUGAUUGCUAUUUUGAUGUCAUCUAAGCGUGAAAAGCUGUCGGAUAUUGAAUCAAGUAGUGGUUGCAAGCUGCAUCUGCCUAAGCAAUCACACGAAGAAGUAGCCCGAAGCAGCGAGAGUGAAUCUGAUCAAAUUAAAAUCGCACUCACGGGUACACUUGAGGCAAUACAAAUUGCAAAGAAGCAAUUGGAGGAGCUGGACGAGGCACAUCAUGUUCGAUACUUGCCGCUUGAUAGUGAUGAAAUUCCAACUGUGAUUGGCAAGAAUGGAGAGACUGUUUCCGAGCUGGAAAGCAAGAGCGGGGCCAAGGUUCGAGUGUUGCGAGGUAAAAAUGACCAGCCAUCUGAGCUGGAAAUGAUUGGCACAGAUGAGCAGCUGAAAAUUGUACAAGCAGCAGUCGAUGAGCUCUUACAGACGCAAAAUCGUCAACUUUUGCAGCUGGAUGCCUUUGCAACACGCUGUUUGAUUGGCAAGAAGGGUGAACGCAUCAAGGCGAUGCGGCUUUCUCACCCAGAAGCCACUUUAGAUGCUUAUUCAAACCGUGGCCAGGUUCGCAUUAAGGCUGCAUCCCCCGAAGCUCUUAAGGCCUGUGUUGAUGAUGUGCUUAAGACUUUACAAGAAACUCACGUGAUUGAAAGUGUUUACAUGUCGCGAGAUCCCCGAAACGAUACAAAUUUGCCGCGUGGUACCGCCGGAUCUGCAGUGACUGAUUUUAAAACAAUUUUGGAGAAGCACGAAGCAAUUGCUUUGCGAUUACAGGAGCUAGUAGCAGAAGGCGGCGAGGGCAUGAAAGUAUCAUUUCAAGAUGAUGGGAAUGUGGCGAAGAUCCGUGGUCCCGCAAUUGGAAUUGGCAAGAUUAAAAAAUUUCUCGAAAUGCUAGUGUCACCAGACUCGCAUUUUGUAGAGACUAUAUCUUUGCCCUCUGUUGCAUUUGCUAGUGCUUUGGAGGUGAAGGGCGAACCUUCAAAGCUGAACGAAAAUGCAUUGCGUAUCUGUAAGCAAACUGGAUGCGAAAUACGCAUCAGGCGUUCACUAGCCGCUCCGGGUGCGACUGAGGAGGGUAUAAUUCGCAUUGAAGGUAAUGAUGCUUCCAAGGUGUUCGAAGCCAAAGCUGAAGUAGAGAAUGUGCUUCAAUUUUAUUAUCCUGAUUGCUUUCAGACGCUUGACGAUUUGUCUCCGUCUAUUGCGACCCGUGUGUAUGAACUACUGCCUACUCUUCGUGCUAAGUACAACUUCGUGUUCUCGCGACCUACGAAGUCAAGUUUUAAGAUAUUCACAGACUCUAAGACACACACAGAGGAAAUCAUAAAAGAGCUGAUGAAAGAAAUUGAAGCGUGGAAACAGCAGCAGAUUGAAUUAAGUAUUCCGGGCUGGCUUGUGCCUAUUUUGCUGGGCCGCAAUGGCGAAACCAUCAAGAAAAUUAGCGCAGAAACCAAAUCUCGUCUGGACUUGAACUCCCCAUCUUCUUCCAGCAAUCGCCACGAAGACCGUAUCCUCACAAUAAGCUCAAGAGAUGAUGAGGCUGUAAAAUUUGCAUCUGAAAAAGUGCAAGAAAUGCUUACGAUCCACAAAAACAGGUCUUCAGUUGUGGAUGUCGCCAAGGAUAAGCUAGACAUUGCUCUAUCUGUCAAAAAAAGCGCGGCCAAGGGUAUUCAAUUUUACGUGAUUGAUGGUGAGAUGAAGAGUGGCUUACAAGUCGUGAUUUAUGGUGAAGACCAUGACGAGCGUGAGCGCUUAGUGGAGAAAAUGGAGCAUCAUCUCGAGAUGUUUGUGGUGGAGACCGUGGCUUUGCCCUCAACUGUGUCUUCUGCAUCUGCAAAUUCCAUGCUUGGAUCUCUCAUUGGCAAGAGUGGCGCCAAUAUUCGUGCUCUGCAAUCACAAUUUCCAAGUGUGAUGCUUGAUAUUUGUCGCAAUGACUUCUCUAUCACGUUGAAGGGAUUUGUAGAAGAAGUUGCGAAAGCUCGCAUUGUAAUUGAAGACAAGAUUCAAGAAUUGUUGCGUAAUGAGGAAGAGUUUCAAAGACGCCGGAACACUCGCGUAAACCAUGAAGCUGAAAUGCAAGACAAUGUAGAGAAAAGGCGUGCCGACCAAGCCGUUGAUGAAAUUUUGCAGCCGAAUAUGGAGCAACAUCGACAGCAACAGCAAAAGUCUGCGAAAUGUGUUGGUCCGAUAGGUGGGACCCCAUCUAUGGGAGAGUCGAAACUUACCAAGAACCAGCGGCGUCGCAUGCGGAAGCGUGCCGAGAACGAAAAGUCAGAUGUCUUGUCGAUGCUGGUCGGUGAGGGUCAAGGCACAUCAACAAGUUCAACGACAAACGUGACUGUCAAGACGAUGAAUAGUGGGGUGGCCACUAGCAUCACAACCACAACAAAUGUGAAAACGGAAGGCAAUGUUGGAUACUAUCACUCAUCGAGUGGCUACUCGCUGCGGUUGUAA